ACAAGCGGUCGAGGCUAGAAUGAGAGAACAACUAUCGGGAUAUUUUUUUAUGUUAUAUUGGACUUGCCAGUCCUUUAGUUAUUAUAAAAAAAAUCAAUUUUUUCCAGGGGUUUUAUAACAAACAAGAUGGCUACGUCCGCCAGCGCCGAACUGAGUAAGGCUGUUAAACAGCAGUACAUGGCACUCCCUCAGGGAGACAAAGUCCAAGUCAUGUACGUCUGGAUAGAUGGCACCGGAGAGGGACUCCGCUGCAAAACCAGAACACUGGAUUCAGAGCCCAAGAGCAUCGAGGAACUGCCGGAAUGGAACUUUGAUGGCUCCAGCACCUACCAGUCUGAGGGCUCAAACAGUGAUAUGUAUUUGAUUCCUUCUGCAAUGUUCAGAGAUCCCUUCCGCAAAGAUCCCAACAAAUUGGUAUUGUGUGAAGUGCUGAAGUACAACCACAAGCCUGCAGAAACAAACCUUCGUUUGACGUGUAAGAAAGUAAUGGACAUGGUUGAGAACCAGGUCCCUUGGUUUGGCAUGGAGCAAGAGUACACAAUCCUAGGCACUGAUGGACACCCAUUUGGCUGGCCCAACAACGGCUUCCCUGGCCCACAAGGUCCCUAUUAUUGUGGAGUGGGAUCUGACAAGGCUUAUGGUAGAGAUAUUGUGGAAGCCCACUAUAGAGCCUGUCUGUAUGCUGGGGUCAUGAUCGGUGGCACCAAUGCUGAAGUAAUGCCUGCACAGUGGGAGUUCCAGGUUGGUCCUUGUGAAGGCAUCAGCAUGGGUGAUCACCUCUGGGUGGCUCGCUUCAUCCUCCACCGGGUGUGUGAGGACUUUGGCGUGGUGGCCUCGUUUGACCCCAAGCCUAUCCCUGGGAACUGGAAUGGUGCUGGCUGCCACACCAAUUUCAGCACUAAAGAGAUGCGGGAAGAAGGCGGGUUGAAGGCCAUUGAGGAGUCCAUUGAGAGGCUGGGGAAGAGGCAUAGCUACCACAUCCGCGCCUACGACCCUAAAGGGGGGCUUGACAACGCCCGUCGCCUCACCGGCCACCAUGAAACCUCCAACAUCCACGAGUUCUCUGCUGGCGUAGCCAACCGCGGCGCCAGUAUCCGCAUCCCUCGCACCGUGGGCCAGGAGAAGAAGGGCUACUUUGAGGACCGCCGACCGUCGGCCAACUGUGACCCGUAUGCCGUGACGGAGGCUCUGAUCCGCACCUGUUUGCUCAGCGAGGAGGGAGACGAACCUGUGGACUAUUAGAUACGAGAUCCACAGCUCUCUGGACUGAAUCCCCUUCCCCUCACCCUCUUUCUUUUCAAAAUGUUUUGAAUGGCUGAAAAGUCAAACUAGUACUGCAUUUGUCAUUUUUAUUUUCCACUGAAAUGAUUCUAACCUUGCAUUUUUAAGUAGCUUAAAGUUGGCUGGUCAACUUAAAAUGGAUUUAAAUCUGGUGUUAACAUAUGAGAUGUAAACAAAAAAUAUGUCUGACAGGGUAUUGUUUUUCCCUUCUCGUUUUGGUUGUUUUAUAGUGGGGAGUAUUUGUAAUGUAACUGUUUAAGUCCCCAUUUCGUCUCUUUCCCUGCCGUCUGUCGAACUGAAAUGAACUAAAGCACAUAUGGACGCUGAAGACUAGGGUUGCUAUGGCUGGGCGGCAUGUGUAAUUUUCUUAACCUAUGGCUAGUUUGUGUACUUUUGUAUGUUGACCAGCCUUUUAAACUAUGUACUGUUUCAAUGUUAUUAACUAUAAAUAGGAAGUGUUUUUAAAUGGCAACACUUCUGUCUCUUCAGAUUUGACACAUUACUGGAUCAUGUAUGGUACACUCUUUAGAUGUCUGGCUCCAAAUACUGUUAUUUUACAUUUGGGUCCGUCCAUCCGUAUUGGCAAUUGUAGAGUUCCUAUAAGACUCAUGAAGGAGUUUUAUCCUUUUUGUCAACUGAUAUACUGUUAUGGCACCUGAUUUGGUAAAACUAGAAUUUGCUGAACCUGGUUUUUGUUUUUUACAUUUAAACUUUAUUUUUACCACAACUUUGACUGUUUUGGUUCUUGUUUCGAAACCAGUUUACGAAAAGGCCAACAUUUGGCAUGUAGGACUAAUGCGAUGGUAUAGCAGAACCAGGGCAAUUCUGAAGUGAAACCCUAAAGCUCAUCCAAGUUCCUUUGAUGAAAUUAAUCUCAUUGCACGUAAUUCCUGCUGAGUGCCAACCUGCAAAACAGGAAGUCCCCUACGCUGGCUGGCUCUGAGGAAAGGGUCUAUGAUGUGUGGUGGAUGGUCUCUGGUGGACAGCAUUGCAGUUAAUGCAUUGAAAAAAAAGCACCGCAGGGUGUUCUCUGGCUUUGAUGCCCAGGAACAUGAUCACAGUAAUUGAAUCCAGAAUAAUAGUCUUCAAAUAUUUCUCACCAGUACGUGCACAAGGGAGACUUCAAUCAAGAUUAAUCUGGGAUCAUAAGCUUAAAUCUGAUCCGGACUGUACCUUCUCUAGACCCUAAAUAUUAGCAUGGUGUGAAUAGUGAGGUGUUGAGUAUUGGACUACAGCUGGUCAUGUUGCUCUUUCACGCAACGGGUGUCGCAGAAUAUUUCCCAGCUACAUUGAGGAGAUUUACAACUGAAAGGAGUAAAGGACUGCUGAGUUGGAAAAUAUCUAGCUUCCCCUGCCAGGGCUGAUAGUAUCACGGCUGGGAACAUGACUAGAAAACAUCCAGUAUAACCUGUCAUACACAUGCUCCUGCUCUCACGCCCAUUGCCUGACAAGUUAAUCACCAAGUAGCUGGCAGCUGCCUACUAUUUACUGUAUGUUGGCACUGAUUUCUUUGGCAUCCAAUAAGAACAUUGUUUCACAGACCAUAGUAAUACUUUUUUUAGUGAGGAGUUUACUUGGUGUUAGGGCUGGAAGAGAUUGUACGUGGUGUCCUUGUGAGACUGGUUCUCUGUCUGAGGGGUGAGGGUAUUCCCUGCAUGCAUUAGGUCAUGUGAGAAGAAUAGGGCUAGAGAUAUUGUAUCAAGGAAGGGCUCCUCAGACAAAGCAGCCUUGUCCUCCGGCAUGGUAGCAGACCUGGAGGUUAAACUUCACUUUCAACAUUGUAUGGACUGAAAAGUAUGACUUGAUUAUUAUGUUCAAUUUAGCCUCGGAAGCCCAGGCCAUGUGAGAAUAUGUUCAACUCUACCCUAGUGUCACAGUUCGGUCGUUCCACGAAAUGAGUGUAUUUUGUGUCCCUUUGCUAUUUUAAGUAGAAACUGUGCACAUAUUGAAUGUGUCCUUUAAUAUAGACCACAUGGAAAAUUCAAUAAAUCAGAUUUUAACAUGAAUAAAGACUUGCUAAAGUACCAAAAUUCAGAAUUUCA
Coregonus clupeaformis (lake whitefish) is the source of this 3323-nucleotide messenger RNA. Its product is annotated as glutamine synthetase. The record is from RefSeq and is a predicted model, not a curated record. Gene Ontology annotation, cellular component: cytoplasm. Bases 127 to 1242 code for a protein of 371 amino acids. Lineage: Eukaryota; Metazoa; Chordata; Actinopteri; Salmoniformes; Salmonidae. The transcript has 7 exons. Gene Ontology annotation, molecular function: glutamine synthetase activity.